This is a messenger RNA of Amaranthus tricolor (Joseph's coat), 1642 nucleotides long. Its product is annotated as PHD finger protein ALFIN-LIKE 7-like. Bases 489 to 1253 code for a protein of 254 amino acids. The transcript has 5 exons. Lineage: Eukaryota; Viridiplantae; Streptophyta; Magnoliopsida; Caryophyllales; Amaranthaceae. Gene Ontology annotation, biological process: regulation of DNA-templated transcription. Gene Ontology annotation, cellular component: nucleus. Gene Ontology annotation, molecular function: histone binding; transcription coregulator activity; transcription cis-regulatory region binding. The record is from RefSeq and is a predicted model, not a curated record.
UUAGCCACAAUUUAAAAUAAAAUAAAGUAAAAAUUUAUCAAUAAUUUAGAACGCAAAAUUUUAAGUUCAAUUCUUUAACUAAACCCCCGCGGUCUUUCACUCCCCCUCACCCAACCUUAUUUACAAGUAAGAGUUAUUUUGUCAUUUGUGGGUGCUUGGUUAAUCCCCUGUCAUCAAUAAAACCAAGAAUUCAGUUGUAAAGACUAGAGGCAGAGCCCCUAACAAACAUGAGAAGAGGUAGAAGAGAAUCCCUUUAAAACCCUGAUUCAAUCCUACUUCUAUCAUUCUUGUCCUCUUUUUCUCAAUUCUUUUUCUGCAUUGUUCUCUUCUGUACCCUAAUCUUAUCCGUCUUCAUAUUAAAUUUUCAUGUUCUACUGUUUUUGUUCAUCAAUUUGAUAUUCAAAUUUGCUCCGACGCCAUUGUUACAUGAAAAUUGUACUCUUUAAUAUACACGUAGUUGAAUCUGACAGAUUUCGGAGAUAGCGCUAAUGGAAGGAUUGCCUGUAAAUUCGCCAAAAGAGGUAAAAGAAAUCUUUCGUGAUUUCAUGAAAAGACGCGCUGGUUUAAUCAAGGCUCUCACUACUGACUUUCGAAAGGUUUAUCAGCAAUGCGAUCCUGAGAAGGAGCACUUGUGUCUAUAUGGACUUCCAAAUGAAACAUGGGCAGUUAGUGUACCGGCUGAACAAGUACCUGUGGAAGUUCCUGAGCCCACACUAGGUAUUAACUUUGUUAGGGAUACCAUGCCGGAGAAAGAUUGGCUAUCAUUGGUUGCACUUCACAGUGAUUCGUGGCUAAUUGCUGUAGCAUUUUACUUUGGUGCUGUUUUAAGGAUUAACAAAACUGACAGGAAGCAGCUAUUUCAGAUGAUAAACGAUUUACCUACCAUCAAUGAAGCUUUGCUUUCGUAUGCUAAUCAACCAAAUGAUCAUUCUGGUACUCAUAACAGCAGCAGCGAAAUCAAAUCUAGUAGAAAGACCCGACAGUCUGAGAACCACACUAGUAAGCCUAUGAAAAUGACUAUGCCACCAAAGGAAGACGAGCGUGGGGUGGAAGAAUAUAAAGAUGAACAUGAACAUGAUUUAACACUAUGUGGUGCAUGCCGCGAGGUGUAUAUUGCUGGUGAGUUUUGGAUUUGUUGUGAUACAUGCGAGGAAUGGUUCCACGGUGCAUGUGUACGAAUCACACCAGCAAAAGCCAAACAUAUCGAGCAAUAUAAAUGCCCAGGCUGCAGUAGAAAACGAACUCGAAAUUGAGAAGAUUUGGUAGGAAGAAGCAAGUUUGUCAAGUUAUGGUUUGUACAGCUUAUUGUUCAGUUCACUGUUAAGAUCAAUGGGGUCAGCAGUAAUAUAGAAACACUAUAAUUCAUUGUGUUGAUUACAGUUUUGUUAGUGUAUUAGUAUCACCAACAUGGGUAAGGUUUUGUAUAUUCGAUCUCCAAACCUUACCCUAGAUAGAAGUCACUUAAUGGUAUUGGGGUAACGUAAUGUAUGAUGUCGAUUUGUUUUGGUUAGUGUAGUUGAAAUCAUAUGUUGAGAUUACCUACAAGCAAAUACGGAAGUUUUGAGGUUAGAUAAGAAUCUAAUUGAUAUUAAUAUACAAGAAAAUACACUCUCAUUCACAUCAAGUUUGAUACUACUUUCAA